AUGAACCCCGCCGCCUUGGUGAGCGACGCGGGGGCACCGCGCGAGGAGCCGUCGGCGAUUCUCGAGGUUGAUGCCGAUGGCACGCGAGUGCGUGACAUAAUGUACAUGUUUCUGAGCCGCCUGGUGGACCCGUCGCUGCGGUGCGCAAUGUCUGAAGAAGAAGAAGCAGAAACAGCAGCACAUGUCGCAGCACAACUCUCUGGCAUGCAGUACAUUGUGCAGCAACUUGAGCGUAUCAGCACCUGCACCGACUGGUCCACCUGUGUCGUGCGAUGGAACGACUUUAGCCUCUUUGACGAGGAUGCCGCCACUGCGAUUGAGUUUGACUACCAGCGGUUCGCGCCCUUCAUGGACGCCGCACUGCACCAGGUGCUCUCGCAGUACUACGCAGAGGAGUACGCCAAUCGUGGCAAGUGCAGCCCCAGUUUGGUGUUCUCGUGUGUGCCGCGCUGCCUGAGCAUUCGUGUGCUGCGCGCAUCGCUGGUGGGGCAGUUGUGCUCCAUCAAGGGCGUCGUGACGCGAACCUCUCAGGUGCGUCCCGAGCUGAUUGUUGGCGUCUUUCGCUGCGGUGACUGCGGGACAGAGAGCAAUCCAGUUGACCAGCAGUUCCACUACACGGAGCCGCCUGCCUGUCGAAAUCCACAGUGCGAGAACAAGAACCGUUUUCAGCUCGUUCCUACCCAUCCGCACACGAGGUUCGGGGACUGGCAGAAGAUACGACUACAAGAGGAUGCGAACAACAUUCCAGCUGGAAGCAUGCCACGCACGAUGGAGCUUAUCGCCCGCAACGAUGCGGUGGAGGUGGCGAAGCCGGGUGACCGCAUCGUUGCGGUCGGUUGCCCUAUCGUUGUCCCGGAGGUGGCGAAGCUGUUCAACCAGGCCAACCGCCGCGAGGUGCAGCGGGAGAUGUCCAGCGGGCAGCGAGCACAACAGGAGGCGCAGCAGGACAUGGAGGGCGCUACCGGGCUGCGGGUGCUUGGUGUGCGGGAACUGAACUACCGCAUGUGCUUUCUCGCCACCACCGUCACCGACGCGAGCGGCGACGACCGCAAAAUGACGGAGGCGGUGAAGGACUCCACCGACGGCGCGGCGGAGCGAGAGGCGGUGCGGCUCACGCCAGCGGAGAUGCAGAAGGUGCGGCUGAUGCGGAGCCACGACAACCUACUCAAGGCCCUCACUGAGUGCAUCGCCCCAAACAUUUUCAAACACGACGUCGUGAAGUUGGGCCUCUUGCUGCAGAUGGUGGGGGGCGUGUCGAAGAACACCGUGGAGCAGAUUGGGCUGCGCGGCGACAUCAAUGUGUGCAUCAUUGGCGACCCAUCCACUGCAAAGUCGCAGUUCCUCAAGUGGGUCUCUGGCAACGCUGCGCGUGGCGUUUACACGAGCGGUAAAGCCUCCACCGCGAGCGGUCUCACCGCUACUGUCACGCGUGACGCUGACACCGGUGACCGCACCAUAGAGGCAGGCGCACUCAUGCUGAGUGACCGUGGUGUUUGCUGCAUUGACGAGUUUGACAAGAUGGACGUGAAGGACCAAGUGGCAAUCCACGAGGCAAUGGAGCAACAGACAAUAUCCAUCGCCAAGGCAGGGAUUAAAGCAACCUUGAGCGCCAGGACAUCGCUCCUCGCCGCGAUGAACCCCAUCGGUGGCAAGUACGACCGCCGAAAGCCCUUGCAAAAGAAUGUGGCCAUGACGGCACCAAUCAUGUCGCGCUUCGAUCUCAUGUUUGUGAUUGUGGAUGAGUCGAGUGACGAUGCUGACUACGCCAUUGCGGAUCAGCUUCUGCGUCUGCACCGCUUUGGUGACCGCGCUGUUCGCCCGCCUUUCUCAGUAGAGGACUUUCAGCUGUACCUGCGUUACACACGCUCCCUCACGCCGCGGCUUCGAGAAGAGGCGGUACACCUCAUCGUCUCGGCGUACAGGGACAUGCGACUACAGGAUUCGCUAUCAAAUCGUAGCAAGGUGUAUCGUGUCACAACACGUCUACUGGAGAGCAUCAUUCGUCUAUCAGAGGCGACGGCGAAAAUAUACAUGAGCGAGGAUGUGAAGGCGGCUCAUGUGGAAGUGGCACUAGAGCUAAUGCGCCAGUCCCUCUCCACGCUUGACAUGACGGAGGUGGAACUCGUCGGCAUCACUGACCCCUUCGAUGUUGGGUCAGCCGCGGUGAAAGGAGAACCACAGGAAGGUGAACAAAGGCAGAACCAACAAGAGCAGCAACCGCAACAGCAGCAGCAGCAGCAAGAGACAGCUCAGGCAAGGGAGGGUGGAAGGUCCACCGGAGCGAGACGAAAGGGAAAGAAAGCGGUAGCCAUUACAACAGCGGCGUCGGCCACCCCAGCGCCUCGAAAGACUGUUAUUAAUGCAGAUCACUAUUUCAGCAUUGUGAACCGCCUCGUCUCGCGGAUCCAGUCACUCGGGGAGUCAGACCCACCGUCGCGUGCGGAGCUAGUGACGUGGUAUAUGGAGCAGGUGCGUUCCCUUAAUAAGGCACAACUGGAGGUCGAGCUGCGGUACGUGAACCUCGUCAUACAAAAGAUGCUGAAGGAUGGAAACCUACUUGAAGUGGAGAUCAAGGAUGGAGAGGGGACUCGGAUCUUCCUUGACCCCAACUACAUACCUGACGUCACAAAACAGUAA
This is a messenger RNA of Trypanosoma grayi, 2637 nucleotides long. RefSeq names its product minichromosome maintenance (MCM) complex subunit. Lineage: Eukaryota; Euglenozoa; Kinetoplastea; Trypanosomatida; Trypanosomatidae. The record is from RefSeq and is a predicted model, not a curated record. Bases 1 to 2637 code for a protein of 878 amino acids. The transcript has a single exon. Gene Ontology annotation, molecular function: ATP binding; single-stranded DNA binding; single-stranded 3'-5' DNA helicase activity. Gene Ontology annotation, cellular component: nucleus; MCM complex. Gene Ontology annotation, biological process: DNA replication initiation; double-strand break repair via break-induced replication; mitotic DNA replication.